Candidula unifasciata is the source of this 1182-nucleotide messenger RNA. The record is from the annotation of a GenBank genome assembly. Lineage: Eukaryota; Metazoa; Mollusca; Gastropoda; Stylommatophora; Geomitridae.
AUGGAAGUAGUUCUGACAGCUCUACUAUGUUUUAUGCUGACGGCGGUUGUCCGAAUCCUGGCAUUCAGUCACUGUGUGUCAAAGGCUGGUUAUACAAAUUUGGACGGUCAGUGUCAAGUGUACUGUGCUGAUGGACGCUGUCCAGACUUUUGCAAAUGUGCGGAUGGAAAUGCCUCAGAAACUUGUGCAAAAUUAGAUUUCGGUUCAAAUAACAGCCUGGCAAUAAACGAAACCGUUAAACCAGGAACACCGAUCUUUACCAUUCCAAUAGCGGGACAGGAACGGUGGAGCUAUACGUUAGGCAGGGAGGGACCGGUUGACGGGUCAGUGUGGAAUUCUUUAAGCCGGUAUCUGAAACUCACAAGGAUUGGCAAUCGAUACGAAAUGAUAGUGGACCUCACACCAGAUUUGGAGGCUAUCUUUCAACAAUAUGGAAUAAAACUGGCAAGUCUUAUAUUGCUGCUGACUUGUGAAAGAGAUGGCUUUCUUCAGAAGGUCAGCAAAGUGGUUCUGCAGAUUUUACCCGUGAACGAGUACGCACCUGAGUUCUUUAUAACGCCAUUAAACACAAAAGUCCCUGAGAACACGAAAGUUGGCACUGAAGUUUACAGGCUGGGCGAUCACACGAUGGAUCUAGAUGUGAACCCUUCAACAAAUGAGUUGUCUUCGUUCGCCAUAUGGGAGUACCUGGCCGACUCGAAGACAGAUGGCCGUACUUACUUUGAAAUGGCAGACAACAAAAAGGGAAGCAUUCAUGUAAAGGCGGAGCUAGAUUUUGAGCUGCUUCAUUCGCUGGGUGCCAUUCGAUUGCACCUGAACGUUUCUGCCUCGGACGUGCACAGGAUAACAUCGUUUACAACCCUGACGGUUGAUGUCCAGGACGUCGAUGAUCUCCCACCAGGGUUCUAUGACGCAAGCUGUCAGGUGCCCCGGAAGUCCUGUGUCGUGUCUUACCUAGCCAGAGUGCCACUGCGAUUCCAGGGACAAAUAGACAACAUAAUUCCCGGAGCGAUCCAGGCUCGAGAUAUGGAUGAGUUAAAUACUCCGAUAACGUACUCGUUGAAACCAGCACAGACAGAAACAUUAGAAAACCUCAAAAAAUUUUACAUCAAUGAAACAACCGGGAGUUUGUUUUUGAUAUCACCUUUUGAAGAAAAGAAUGAAGUGGAUCUAGUCAUUGAG